Molecule: messenger RNA, 1130 nt
Organism: Pungitius pungitius (ninespine stickleback)
Lineage: Eukaryota; Metazoa; Chordata; Actinopteri; Perciformes; Gasterosteidae
Gene: ift43
Product: intraflagellar transport protein 43 homolog A
Exons: 9
Coding region: 107-730 (207 amino acids)
Biological process (GO): intraciliary retrograde transport
Cellular component (GO): intraciliary transport particle A; cilium
Source: RefSeq, a predicted model, not a curated record
UCCUUCUGAUUGGCGUUACCAUGGAGAGCGUUGCCAUGUGACGCUUCUUUGUAAACAGGAAGACGCUGGCUGCCCCGGUGGUAACAAGCAAGUGAGGAGGAGAGAAAUGGAUGACAACUUUCAGCUCGGAAAUGUUGGAUCUGUAAAAAAUGUUGCAAAGUCUGGACGAAGAGCUCGACUUGCAGCAGACCAAUCGACGUCGGAAGAUUCCCGUUACGUUAGGAAGUCCUCGACAUCUGCAUCUAUGGGAGAAGGUCCUCCUCCCAAACCGGCCCGGCGGCAGGGUGGCUGGGCAGAAGAAAGCUCCGGUUCUGCCUCUGCCAGAUCUUCAAGAAGACCUGCAGCUGAAGACCUGGAAGACCGCCGCCUGCGACCACAAACUCCCCAGGGAUCAGAUGAUGAAGGAGAUAUUCCAGUGAUUCCAGACCUCGACGAAGUACAGGAGGAUGAUCUAACAAUGCAGGUUGCAGCCCCACCGAGCAUCCAGGUGAACCGGGUAAUGACCUACAGAGAUCUGGACAACGACCUGAAGUCCUAUUCCGCGUUCCAGACCCUAGACGGAGAGAUUGACUUGAAGCUACUCACCAAGGUUUUAGCACCAGAACAGGAAGUGAAGGAGGAGGAUGUGAGCUGGGACUGGGAUCAUCUGUUUACAGAGGUGUCCUCAGAGCUGCUGAUGGAAUGGGAUCAAGGAGAGAGUGAGGAGCAGGCCGCGCUGCCUGUAACGUGAGGAGGAGCUACGCACUGUGCCUUUAAAUUAGUGAGCCAGUGACUUUGGUCAUAGUUACUUUAUUUGUUAUCUGUUUUCCAGAAUGUAUAUUUUUUUUAAAUUGUAUAUACAGUGUUUUUUUUUGUAUUUUUCGGAAUAAAGUUCACUUGGCGGUGAAUAGUGCUGGAAAUGUACCCUUGUUCGUUUAGUGAGUUUUUAACUUUAACUUUAAACCGCCACAAGGCGAACGGAUUUUGUGUGAAAAGCUGCUGUGAAGAAAAGCCAUCACAGAUACAAAUGCCCUUCCUGUACGGCCGGCAUUAUCAACCCCCUCGUACAAGUCCAAGGUUGAUAAUGAGCUAAGCUGAAAUCCACUUGAUUGUGUUCAAAUUAACAUUCCUCAUUAAAGCCUACAACCUUA